AAGUUGUUUCUGUACGAUAAAAGAAAAAACAAAAGCGAAAAAACAAAAACAUAAGCAAAACAAAAGGAGAUUAAGGAAAACUGUACGCUUUAUUAGCACCAAUCCGCAGUCGCCAAAAAAAAAAAAAAAAAAAAAAGAAAUGAUUUUGAUGACUGUUGCCCAAAAUGCUAUCAAUUUGGUGGAGGUGAAAACGAGCAAGUGAAGAAGCAGAAGAAGACGGUGGAUUAGCGCUAUAUGCAAUCUCUUUUAAAGAAGUAAAUGGGGGCUACUUUUAGUUGAUAAAAUUUCAUACAAACAAUGGCUUUGGGGGUGAGAGUGGGAGAGUUUUGAUUGCUUCAUAGUUGAAACUCACUGUUCUUGUUCAUGACAGUGACUGUUUGGUGAUGGACGCAUUUGGUUGUAAGUGGGAUGAUGAUGAGUGCUCUGUCAUUGGAGAUAAAGGGGAAGUUGGGUUUAUAGACUUUGAUGAUGAUAAAUCAGUUUGUAGUUACAACCCAGUUGAAGAGGGUCCAAUUGUUAUUUCUGUUCCAUUUCCCUUGGUGCGUGGACAGCCUCAGUCAGUAUUUGUAGGGGAAACAGCUGCAGAGUCGAUAACAGUUCAGAAUACCACAAAUGAUCCAGUUGAUCUAUGGGGUAUAAAAAUUUAUGCCUCAAAUCCUGAGAACUCGUUCUCACUUUCUCUAAUGGAGCCUCCGUCUUCAAAUUCUGAUGGGAAAAGUGCCCGAGGCUUCCUUGAGUCUUUUUCCUUGGAAGAUAGAGUGCUUCAGCCAGGUGAGAAUUUGACUUUAUGGCUGUCCUGCAAGCCAAAAGAAAUUGGUAUGCACACAUCAAUUGUGCAUUUUGAUCUGGAGACAGACAAGAUAGAACGGGUGGUUUUUCUCUUGGCAGAAGAUAAGAUCUCCCAUUCUUUGGCUUCUAAGGCCCCCUACACAAAAAGCAAGAAGAAGAAACUGUUUACUGUGGAUGCAUUUGUAACAGGUUCACGUCCUACUGGUCCAAAGGACCGGUCCUUCAAAAAGCGGCUUCCCCGAUAUGACAUUCCAAAUGAUAUUAGAGAAUUGCUCGAGAGCAAGCAGAUGCCCGAUGUUGUCCAAGAAGGUCUUAACGGAGAGAAUUAUGCUUGUUUUUUUAAAACUUUACUUAUCAUGGAAGAAUUACAACUGGAGGAAGACAUGAGGACCUAUGACAUGGAACAUGUUACUUUGAAGAGGAGGGGAAGUCAAUUUUUGUCCCUUGUGGUUCCAGGGCUUGCAGAAAGAAGACCAUCACUUGUCCAUGGGGAUUAUAUUUUUGCCAAGUUUCCCUCUGAAUACGAAGAUGAUGAAACUCUUCCAUAUCAGGGUUAUAUCCACCGUGUUGAGGCUGAUGAAGUAUAUUUGAAGUUUGCCCCUGAAUUUCAUUUGGCCCAUGUUGAUGGUAACGUCUAUAAUGUACACUUUACGUACAAUCGAGUCAACAUGAGAAGGUUAUACCAAGCUGUUGAUGCUACAGAACAACUAGAAACCGAGUUCCUAUUUCCAUCAGAGUCCUUUGAAAGGAGGCUGAUUAGACACACUCCACUGGCCCCUAUAUCUUGCCUUCUUAAUGAGCAGCAGAUUUUUUCAAUUGAGAUGAUCCUUGGCUGCAAAGGAAUGCCUCCUUAUGUGAUUUAUGGACCUCCAGGUACAGGUAAGACCAUGACAAUAGUGGAAGCAAUCCUUCAGCUGUACAGAACUCGAAAAAGUACUCGGAUUCUUGUGUGUGCACCUUCUAAUAGUGCAGCAGACCACAUAUUAGAGAAACUCCUUAGUGAGAAGACUGUUGAAGUUAAAGAGAAUGAACUGUUCAGGCUGAAUGCAGCUACUCGUCCUUUUGAAGAUGUGAAUCCUAAUCAUAUCCGCUUCUGCUUCUUUAAUGAUCUUAUCUUCCAAUGUCCUCCACUUAGUGCCCUCUUGCGCUAUAGGAUCAUCAUAUCGACUUAUAUGAGUGCCUCACUUUUUUAUUCAGAAGGUGUCCGACGGGGUCACUUUUCUCAUAUUUUCUUGGAUGAGGCUGGCCAAGCUUCAGAACCAGAAACAAUGAUCCCGCUAUCCAACCUCUGCCGAAAGAAUACAGUUGUUGUUCUUGCUGGAGACCCGAUGCAGUUAGGUCCAGUUGUGUACUCCAAAGAUGCAGAAAUAAAUGGUUUGGGGAAAUCAUACUUGGAAAGGAUUUCUGAGUGUGAGCUUUACAGCAGUGGAGAUGAAAAUUACGUGACAAAAUUGAUUAGAAAUUAUAGAUGUCACCGGGAAAUUUUAUAUCUCCCUUCAAACCUGUUUUACGGAGGAGAAUUAGUUGCGUGCAAAGAUGACAAAGGUUCCUUGUUGGAAAGGGUGGACUUGCUUCCUAACAAGGAGUUCCCAGUCCUUUUCUUUGGUAUUCAAGGUUUUGAUGAGAGGGAGGGAAGUAAUCCAUCAUGGUUUAAUCGAGUUGAGGCAAGUAAGGUAGUGGAGGUCAUAAAGAGACUGACAUUUAGUAGCAAUUUCAAUGAAGAAGACAUUGGAGUAAUUACGCCAUACCGACAGCAAGUGCUGAAACUAAAGCAAACCCUUGAAAAUUUGGACAUGCCUGUUAUUAAAGUUGGAAGUGUUGAGCAAUUUCAGGGACAGGAGAAGCAAGUUAUAAUAAUAUCUACUGUCCGCUCGACAAUCAAACACAAUGAAUUCGACAGAAACCACUGUUUGGGAUUUUUGAGCAAUUCCAGAAGGUUCAAUGUGGCCAUUACCCGUGCUAUAUCAUUGUUAAUAAUAAUUGGGAAUCCACACAUUAUCAGUAUGGAUCCAUACUGGAACAAGCUUUUGUGGCGUUGUGCAGACAACAAUUCUUAUCUUGGCUGUCCUCUUCCUGAAAGGCAGGAGUUUGUCGACGAGGAUUCAUUACCAGAAGAAGAUCAGUUUGAAUACAGCGAAGAAAAUCCUUUGUCCUCUAAAGAUGUUGAAUGCGGAGAAGAGUCCUCAAAAACAAAAGAUGAUGGAUGGGGAGAAGAGUCCUUGUAUACCCCUCAACCUGUCAAGGAUGAAGCUGAAUGGUCCGAUGGAUGGAAGUAAUUUUUCUUUAUAGACAAUGGUGUAAAGCAACACAAACCUUGUCUUUUUUUUCUUUUUUUCUUUUUUUUUUUUUGAUAUAUAUAUUGAAUUCAUGGCUCUACAGUUGUCUGGGAGAAUCAUCUUCAAUUUAAUUUUUUAUUUUUAUUUUA
Molecule: messenger RNA, 3214 nt
Organism: Ziziphus jujuba (common jujube)
Lineage: Eukaryota; Viridiplantae; Streptophyta; Magnoliopsida; Rosales; Rhamnaceae
Product: probable RNA helicase SDE3
Exons: 5
Coding region: 384-3065 (893 amino acids)
Molecular function (GO): 5'-3' RNA helicase activity; RNA binding
Source: RefSeq, a predicted model, not a curated record